AUGGCCUUCAAAAACGUGUGCCCCCCCCUCCCCCCCUCACCAUCCCACCUUUCCCCACGUCUUCCCCAACCCCUCCCCCACCCUCCGCCGCGUCUGCCAGUGACCGCAUCGGGCGAAUCAGAGGUCUCCACGUGGAUAGAGGCGGUGCACCUGGUGCUGCCACCUGUCAUCCCGCGGUCCUCCUCUGAGGCCACGUUGGACGCGCUACAGGCGCCAAACGGCACAGCUGGCAUGGAGCCUCUGUUGGACGCCAAGUGGGAGGCGGGCUUUAAGGGCACCAAGCGGGUGUUCGCGUGCCUACUGCUGCUGGGCUGUCUCCUCUAUAUUGCCGCCUUUCUCUCUGGCAUCAUUGUCAACAGCACCACUGGCGCGCCUGCUGCUGCAAACACAUCCCUCGGCAACCCCCCUGCUGCUGCCCUUCCUUCACAUGCCAGCAGCGGUGGCGACAGUGGCAGCAGCAUCAGCGGCCUUGUCGCAUCCAUGCUCACUUCUCAAACCCUCUGGAUCGCCAUGUCUUACCUCAUUCUGUACCUGGUGAUUGCAAGCCUUGGCUUGGCUGGUGCACAUUACAACAACGUGAGCAUGAUGUCCCUGUACAUCUUCAUCCAGGCUACAGUAACAAUCAUAUCAGUUCUCGAUUCCGUUCGUCCGUUCCUCCUCUUCUGCAUCCUGCUAAUCCUUCUCGCCAUCCACAUCAGAUUUCAUAUGCUUUCUGUAAGUACACUUCAUACUCAAUAUAAAUCUGACGGUGGUGGCGCUGGCAUCCCGUUCAACGUGUUCCCUGCACAGUCCUACCUCAACUUCUUAAACAUCAACAUCCCCUUGCCUCGCCUGCCCCAGCUGCCCUUCCCCUUCAAGGACAAGUUCAAUAAGUUCCAUAAGUCGCCUCCUCCCUCCCCUCCCCCUCCAUCCCCUUCUCCUCCUCCUCCUUCUCCCCCUCCACCCAAGAAUAAAUCCCCUCCCCCUCCCAAGAAGUCGCCCCCUCCUCCUGAGAAAAAGUCCCCCCCUCCCCCCGAGCACAAAUCGCCCCCGCCGCCCGAACACAAGUCCCCUCCGCCGCCUGAAAAGAAGUCGCCCCCACCACCCAAACGCAAGUCUCCCCCUCCCCCCGAGCAUAAAUCACCCCCUCCGCCUGAAAAGAAGUCCCCCCCUCCGCCCAAGCACAAAUCGCCCCCUCCCCCCGAAAAGAAGUCGCCGCCUCCGCCCGAACACAAAUCGCCCCCACCACCCAAACACAAGUCUCCUCCUCCGCCCGAGAAGAAGUCGCCCCCGCCGCCUGAGCACAAGUCGCCCCCCCCUCCCAAGCACAAGUCACCCCCUCCUCCCAAGAAAAAAUCACCCCCUCCACCCAAGCACAAGUCCCCUCCUCCCCCCGAGAAAAAGUCGCCCCCUCCGCCCAAGCACAAGUCCCCUCCUCCCCCCGAGAAAAAGUCGCCCCCUCCGCCCGAGAAAAAGUCCCCUCCUCCCCCUGAGAAAAAAUCCCCUCCGCCGCCAUCUCCCUCUCCUCCUCCCCCCCCACCACCUCGCAAGCCAUCCAAAAAGGACAAACUCAUCAUUAUCCUCCUGAAAGGUGCAGCAGUUCUCGUGCGCAAGGCACACAGCAUCCUUCCUUCUGGCAAUGACGCUCAGAAGGAGGCUCUGUGGGCAGUGGUGACAGCUCUGGGUGAUGCGGAAGUGCUGAUUAACGAGGGGAGGAGGGAGCUGGUGCGGGAACAGCUGGAUAACAGUGUGGUGACUUUGGAGGAGGUGAGGGGGGAGGUGCAGGGCGGGUGGGUGCAGGAGCAGGCAGCAGCGGGGAUGAUUGGCCUGGCUCGCGUGGAAAUAAUGAAGGCUCAGGCGCUGUUUCGAGAGUAA
Closterium sp. Yama58-4 is the source of this 1854-nucleotide messenger RNA. The record is from the annotation of a GenBank genome assembly. Lineage: Eukaryota; Viridiplantae; Streptophyta; Zygnematophyceae; Desmidiales; Closteriaceae.